UCUCCUCCCCAACCCCGUGGUAGAGGCCACUGCUACCCGGAAUGGGGGCUCACUCGGAGUUGCGAGGGGAGGUAAUUUACUCAGAACAAGGGGCCGCCUUUAGGAAGUAUAAAUAGUGAGACUUCAAGCACAGCGUCUCUAUCAGAUCUGAACUCUCCGCAGGAAGAAUUGUCAAAGAUCUUAACAUUGAACAAGCCCGCUCCGGCAGGGAAGCAUCAGUUCCCAUUUCCCUCCGGCGGCCCCCGCCCCUUCUCUCCUCCUCCUCCUCCUCCUCCCUCUCCUCCUCACCCUUCUUCCCCCUCCUCCUCUUCUUCCUCCUCCUCCUCUUCUUACUUCUUUCCUCCUUUACUUCUCCUCUUUCUUCUUUCUUCUCUUUUUCUUCUUCUUCCUCCUCCUCUUUCUCCUCCCCCACCUCCUGUCCCAUUGAUGUGUUAUUAUUGGGGGGGCUGGAGCAGUAAAAAAAGAAGAAGGAAAAAAAGAGCGGGGCUCGGCUGGCAGAGGUUGAGCGCCGGGCUGACGUGCGGAGGCGAUGGAAGAACUUACGGCGUUCGUCUCCAAGUCUUUUGACCAGAAAGUGAAGGAGAAGAAGGAGGCGAUCACGUACCGGGAGGUGCUGGAGAGCGGGCCGCUGCGCGGGGCCAAGGAGCCGACCGGCUGCGCCGAGGCGGGCCGAGACGACCGCAGCAGCCCGGCAGUCCGGGCGGCCGGCGGAGGCGGCGGCGGAGGAGGCGGAGGCGGAGGCGGAGGAGGCGGAGGAGGUGUAGGAGGAGGAGGAGCAGGCGGAGGAGCUGGAGGAGGGCGCUCUCCCGUCCGGGAGCUGGACAUGGGCGCCGCCGAGAGAAGCAGGGAGCCGGGCAGUCCGCGUCUGACGGAGGUGUCCCCGGAGCUGAAAGAUCGCAAAGAGGAUGCGAAAGGGAUGGAGGACGAAGGCCAGACCAAAAUCAAGCAGAGGCGAAGUCGGACCAAUUUCACCCUGGAACAACUCAAUGAGCUGGAAAGGCUUUUUGACGAGACCCACUAUCCUGACGCCUUCAUGCGAGAGGAACUGAGCCAGCGACUGGGCCUGUCAGAGGCCCGAGUGCAGGUUUGGUUUCAAAAUCGAAGAGCUAAAUGUAGAAAACAAGAAAAUCAACUCCAUAAAGGUGUUCUCAUAGGGGCUGCCAGCCAGUUUGAAGCUUGCAGAGUCGCACCCUAUGUCAACGUAGGUGCUUUAAGAAUGCCAUUUCAGCAGGAUAGUCAUUGCAACGUGACGCCCUUGUCCUUUCAGGUUCAGGCGCAGCUGCAGCUGGACAGCGCUGUGGCGCACGCGCACCACCACCUGCAUCCGCACCUGGCCGCGCACGCGCCCUACAUGAUGUUCCCAGCACCGCCCUUCGGACUGCCACUCGCCACGCUGGCCGCGGAUUCGGCUUCCGCCGCCUCGGUAGUGGCGGCCGCCGCAGCCGCCAAGACCACAAGCAAGAACUCCAGCAUCGCCGAUCUCAGACUGAAAGCCAAAAAGCACGCGGCAGCCCUGGGUCUGUGACGCCAACGCCAGCAACAGCGUCGCGCCCCCCCGCGGCAUUCAGCCUGCACGCCCUCCGCGCCCCGCUGCUUCUAGGUUACCCCUUUCAGACCUCGGGAGCCGGCCCUCUUUCCGCCUCACUGACCAUCCCUUCUCCCCUUUCGCAUCCUGGACUUGGAAAGCCGGACUUCACGCAGGACCAGGGAUCCCACGAGGCACACAGGCUCCGUGGCUCCUGCCCAUUUUCCUACCCGAGGGCGUAGAAUUCGGUUUUGUAGGAGCGGGUUUGGGGGAGUCUGAAGAGACUGGACAAGGGAGUGGUGCAACAGUGGACUCUUGCAUAGAAACAAAAUCUUGUUAACAGUGAAAAAAUGAGCAAACAAAAAAAAUUGAAAGACAAACCGGAGAGAAAAGGAGAAAGGGAACUUAUUGCUAUUUGGCAGAAGCUGAAACUGUAGAACCAAGGAGCAAAAACAAAUUUUAAAAUUAAAGUAUUUUAUACGUUUAAAAAUAUGGAAAAACAGCCCAGACGAAUCUCGAGAGAAUGUGGGGGAGUUACCAACUUAAAUAUGUGUGUUUUAAAAAAUGCGCUAAGAAGGCAAAGCAGAAAGAAGAGGUAUACUUAUUUAAAAAGCCAAGAUGAAAAAAGUGCGCAGCUGGGAAGUUCACAGGUUUUGAAACUGACCUUUUUCUGCGAAGUUCACGUUAAUACGAGAAAUUUGAUAAGAGAGGCGGGCCUCCUUUUACGUUGAAUCAGAUGCUUUGAGUUUAAACCCACCAUGUAUGGAAGAGCAAGAAAAGAGAAAAUAUUAAAACGAAGAGAGAGAAAAAAUAAUAUUAACACAAAAAAUAUGCCACAGACAAUGAUUUCUCUGAGAAACUAUUAUGGCAAAACUGUCCGGACUACUGACAGUAAAUUCCGGUUUGCAUGUUA
Sapajus apella (tufted capuchin) is the source of this 2438-nucleotide messenger RNA. RefSeq names its product short stature homeobox 2 (gene SHOX2). The transcript is spliced from 5 exons. Gene Ontology annotation, cellular component: nucleus. NCBI's taxonomy places the organism in Eukaryota, Metazoa, Chordata, Mammalia, Primates, Cebidae. The record is from RefSeq and is a predicted model, not a curated record. Gene Ontology annotation, biological process: regulation of transcription by RNA polymerase II. Gene Ontology annotation, molecular function: DNA-binding transcription factor activity, RNA polymerase II-specific; sequence-specific double-stranded DNA binding. Bases 530 to 1525 code for a protein of 331 amino acids.